Mycetomoellerius zeteki is the source of this 562-nucleotide messenger RNA. It is a transcript of the gene baf, whose product is annotated as barrier to autointegration factor. Gene Ontology annotation, molecular function: DNA binding. Lineage: Eukaryota; Metazoa; Arthropoda; Insecta; Hymenoptera; Formicidae. Gene Ontology annotation, biological process: chromosome organization. The coding region runs from base 213 to 485 and encodes 90 amino acids. The record is from RefSeq and is a predicted model, not a curated record. The transcript is spliced from 3 exons. Gene Ontology annotation, cellular component: nucleus; condensed chromosome.
UGGGACAUAGAAUCAAGCGAUUUUUUAUUAUAUUGAAUUUGUGACAACCAAGGCCAUCCGAAGUCCAAACGAAACAGGAAGAUUGCGUUUCAUUUAUGUUCAAAUUUUGAAUUUGUUGGCAUUCGUAAAACUUGUUUCACGUUUCGACGGUCAUAGUUCAUAACAGUUCAUAAUCGGGAAGAAAUCUCACGAACCAAUCGCAGGUAGUUAAAAUGUCUACUACAUCACAGAAGCACAGGAACUUCGUGGCUGAGCCGAUGGGAGACAAACCUGUGACCGAACUAGCUGGUGUCGGAGAGGUGUUAGGAAAAAGAUUAGAGGCUGCAGGCUUUGAUAAGGCAUAUGUGGUCCUGGGACAGUACUUAGUGUUAAAGAAGAAUAAAGAACUGUUUCAAGAAUGGAUGAAGGAUGCUUGUUCAGCGAAUGCAAAACAGUCAACAGAUUGUUAUCAGUGUCUUACUGAUUGGUGCGAAGAAUUUUUGUAAAGUGAUUGUGAUAGAUUUGACUUAAAUAUUCUUUAAAGAAAAACAACUAUAAGCUUAAUUAUAAAGUUAUAUGACAU